GUCAAACGAUUUCGGGACACUUUUAGCAACCCUUCCAUGUUGACUAAAAGUAGUACCCACCUUAUUCCGCUAUUUUUGGAGCGCACCACGUUGGAGCCCCAUUUCCACAUUUGCCAGCGACCCGAUGGCCACGUCCCUCGAGAAGCGCGACAUCAUCACGUCCAACUCGGCCAGCCUCGGCUUCAAGGCCGGUGCCGCGACCACAGUCAUCGCUGGUGCCGUCGUGGCGGCGGCCCACCAGUACUCGCCGACGUUCCGUGCCCGUCUCGGGGUGAGUGGCAAGGUCGGUCUGGUCGUGAUGGCAGGCAUGUCGGCGUUCACGAUUGCCGCCGAAAACGACUUGCUGCGCGGUAGUCGCAACCCGGACAAGUAUAUCUCGGAACUCCAGGCCGCGCCGGACGCAAAGGCGGCGCAGUCGACGGGGCCGACCAAGUCGUUGCCGCUGUACCAGCAAUUCGGCAACUACGUCCACGACUACCCGUUCCGCACGGUCGCGUGCACGGCCGUUCCGCUCGUCGGACUCAUCUUCUUGGACCAGAACCGCAACCAGAACAUCCAGUUGUCGCAGAAGAUCAUGCACACGCGUAUCUACGGCCAGGUCACGAGCGUCGUCUUGCUCCUGAGCACGAUGGCCAUGUACGACUACAUGUCUCGCCGCGGACCGUACAAGUAGGCAUUCCUCCACUUUAGACUCAAUCGCACAUAUAUCUAUCUUCCGUUCGAACCCGUGCGAUUCCUCCAUCGUCGGGAUGCUCGUGGCAUCCACCGUCGUGGCGAUUGAGGAUCAUCGCAAGUCGAGUCAAACACAAUAAAACCUGUGAAAGUUAAUAUUUGAAUUUGAAUACCCAUCUCGUUUGCUUGCGGCGAAGAGG
Aphanomyces invadans is the source of this 872-nucleotide messenger RNA. RefSeq lists its product as hypothetical. The record is from RefSeq and is a predicted model, not a curated record. The transcript has a single exon. Bases 125 to 673 code for a protein of 182 amino acids. NCBI's taxonomy places the organism in Eukaryota, Oomycota, Saprolegniomycetes, Saprolegniales, Verrucalvaceae.